CGACACCGGAAAGGAAUAUGGCGGCCAAUGUGAAGUUUUAGAAAGAAUUGGAUUGUUUCAAGCAUUUUUAGGAGAACUGAACAUUAAAUUACCCAACAUUAUAAAAGAAAAUGCCAGCAAAGAGAAAGAGAGGCACAGCUGAGUGUAAGUCUGAGGAUCCUGAACGCUCACCCACGCCAACUUCUGUCUCCUCCAGCAAGAAGAGAAAGAAAGAACUGCAGUAUGAUCCUGUUUGCCAGCCAAGCACCUCAGCAGAUAUUGAUUUUGUACAGCCAUCCACAUCUCAUACAGAUGAUGUAGAUAUUGCUGAGAUCAUUCAAGAGCUGUUUGAGACAAUAAGGAACUACAAAUCAGAGGAGGGGAAACUACUCUGUGAAUCCUUUAUCAGAAUACCAAAAAGAAGAACAAAUCCUGAUUACUAUGAGGUGGUCACACAACCAAUGGACAUGUUGAAGAUUCAACAAAAGAUGAAAAUGGAUGAAUAUGAAGAAAUAGAACAACUUACAGCAGAUGUUGAACUCAUGGUGAACAAUGCCAGAGCUUACUAUAAGAAAGGAUCCCAGGAGUAUAUAGAUGCUACAGACUUGUUGGACCUAUAUUACGAGAUACGUGAUGAGUUGUUAGUAGAAACAUUUGGAGACAACAAGAGUAUUAUGGAUGAUGAUGAUGAAGAUGGUGAGCCUGACGAUGCUAACGUUUCUCUUGAACAGUUACAGUCCAAGAUAGCGAAUAUAGUGCAGCAGGAGGGUGCUAAGUUGAAGGGACUUCCCCCUCCAGAUGGUGAUGAUGAAAAUUCGUGUGACCCUGAAGACUUGGAGGGACUUUUUGCUGCUGUUGCGAAUGCACAGGAUGGAGAUCGAACAAUUAGUGAACCUUUCCAUCUACUUCCUUAUAAAACACUGUACCCCAAUUACUAUGAUGUAAUAAAAGAGCCAAUUGACUUGAAAAUGAUAGCCAAGAAGAUCCAGGACAAUGAAUAUAGAAGCUUUGAUGACAUGGAUAGGGAUAUAGCAUUGAUGGUGCAUAAUGCCAAAACAUUCAAUGAACCCAAAUCACUCAUAUACAAGGAUGCGUGCACAUUGAAAAAAGUAUUUGAUGUAAAGAAAAGAGAACUGGAACAUAGAAAAUCAAACGCCAAAUCCAGUGAGAGACAUAGGAAAUCUUCCAAACGCAGGAAGAAAAUUAGGUCAGAUAGUCCAAAAAGAACCGGGACUCGAGGGACAACCAAUGUUCAGAAAUUGACAGCUCAGUUUGCAGCCCUGGAAUACCCAGAGCCGAUAGACCCAACAGAUAUCAUGGAGUAUGAGGAAGAUUCGGGGGCAGAGACCGUCAUGUCUGAGGAAGAGAACCCUAUGUGGCAUUUGUUUAAUGCUGUUAAGAACUACACUACUACAGAUGGCUUGAAAAUCAUUGACCCCUACAUGAAACUUCCUAGUAAAAGGUACUAUCCAGAUUACUAUGAAGAGAUUAAGAAACCACUGUCUGUUAUAAAUGUGCAGAAAAAGUUGAAGACUGGGGGAUAUGCGGGAUUAGAUGAUUUGUAUGCUGAUCUUAAUCUUGUGUUUGAGAAUGCCAAAAGAUACAACGCUGAUGAGUCCAUUAUCUUUAAGAAUUCAUGCUUGCUACAGAAAGUCAUGAGAGAGAAGAAGAAGGAAUUAGAAAAGUUUGGAUACAAGGAAAUGUCGAUACCAGAAUUAGGCAUCCAUUUUGAAUUUCCUAUGCUGAAGUCGUACGAUGAAGAUCUGGCCAGUAAGAAGACGAAGAAGAGUUUGACACCUUUAGUGGAACCUGAGAAGAAACGAGGCCCGCCGAAGAAAACACCAUUUGAUGCGGAUGAGCUUCUCAGAAAGAGACUGAUGUCACUGUAUAAAUCUGUAUAUGACUAUGCAGACAGCUCAGGUCGUCUGUUACGUCAGAUUUUCAUGUAUCUGCCAUCAAAGAAAGAUUACCCUGACUACUACAAGGUUAUUACAGACCCUAUAGAUCUCAGCAUCAUUGAAGCCAAGAUCAAGGGAAAUAAGUACCCAUCAGAGUACAACCUGAUGUCAGACUUUGACCUGAUGUUCAAGAAUGCCCGCCACUAUAAUGAGGAAGGUUCACAGGUCUAUACAGAUGCCAUCACCCUGGAGAAAGCUCUGAAAGCCAAAUGGAGGGUGAUCAACCAAGCCGCAGGCACACCAAGACCUGGAAAAUCGAAGACUCGUAAAGGUCCGGCACCAACUACAUUGGCAUCCAGACUUCAAGAAUUGUAUGAAUCUAUUAGAGAUUAUCAGGAUGCAAGGGGAAGAACUCUGUCCAGUCCUUUCAUGAAAGUGCCUGCAAAGGCUGAUUAUCCGGACUAUUAUGAAGUAAUUAAGAAGCCUAUGGAUAUGUCUAGUAUAUCACAGAAGAUGUUACUGAAACGUUACGAGUCUCUUGAGGACAUGGUUGCAGAUUUUGUACAGAUGUUUGACAAUGCUUGCAAAUACAAUGAACCAGACUCUCUCAUUUAUAAGGAUGCUCUGACACUACAGAGGGUGUGUCUAGAAAAGAAGGUGGAGCUUAGUGAUGAUUUUACCAAUGAGGUUCCAGAUGUGCGAGCAGUUGUACAGGAAAUGAUGACAAAUCUAUUUAUAGCUACAUAUAAUCACCAGGAUGAGGAAGGGAGAUGUUACUCAGACUCAUUCUCGGAACUGCCGGAACGAGACCCUGGAAUGGACCCUAAUGCAGAGAGACCGCUGUCUUUUGACAAGAUAAAACGGAACCUGGAUCGGGGGCGUUAUCGCAGGAUGGACAGGUUCCAAGAUGACAUGUUUAAGGUGUUUUCUCGAGCUCGUGCCCUAAGUCGCUCUGACUCACAGCUGUAUGAAGAUACUGUAGAAAUGCAGAUGUUCUUCAUCAAGACUAGAGAUUCUCUGUGUAAAAAUGGAGAAAUCCUUCUUACACCGGCUCUCAGCUUCACAGAGAAACAUAUUCAUAGCAUAGUAGAGGCUGAGAAGUUGGCAAAAAGUGUUGCUGAACAAGCAGAAGAUGAGAAGAAAACAGAUGUUGAUGAAACUCCACAAGUAUCCACUGAUGGAGAAGGUAAUGAGAGCUUGAAAUACAAAGAUCAGAUAUACAGAGUAGGGGAUUUUGUAUACAUUGAACCAAGGCUUACAUCUAAAUCAGGAAGAAUACGAAAAAGAAAUUCAAAGUAUUUGAGAGAUUCAGAUAGCGAGCCUCACAUAUUCUGCAUUGAGAAGAUUUAUACAGACAGCACUGGUCAGCAACAGGUCUAUGGGAACUGGUUUUACCGACCUAACGAGACUUUCCACCUGGCUACGAGAAAGUUCUUACAGAAGGAAGUUCUGAAAAGUGACUGCUACGCUAGUACUUCACCAAACCAAAUCAUUGGAACAUGUUUUGUAAUGAACGUCAGAGAAUAUUUCAAAUAUAAACCAGAGGGUUUUGCUGACAAUGAUGUGUAUGUGUGUGAGUUUAGAUACACAAGCAAGACAAGAAGUUUCAAGAAAAUCAAGUUAUGGUCUGUGCCAAGAAAUGAAGAUUUGAAGUUGAUAGAACGAGAGGUUCCAUUUCAUCCAAUACGUGUAGCAUCGAUAUUUGCUGACAAGGACAAAGAUGAAUUUGAUGAUGGAGACACAAGUAUUCUUGAUAAAGAACGAAAUGAUGUUCUGGUUAAUGUUGGCGCACCGAAUGAAGAUGGACAGAUCUUGUAUGAACAGAUGAGUACGACUACAGGAGUUUAUAAAGUUGGAGAUUGUGUGUAUGUGAAGUCUGACCUUGACAAGCCUAUGAUCUACAGGAUAGAUAGAAUGUGGGCUGAUAAGUACGAUCAGAGAUAUUUCUAUGGUCCCCUGUUCAUCCGCCCAUGUGACAUUGAGCACCCGCCUACGAGACUGUUUUACAAAAAUGAAAUGUUUAUCUGUGGCGUGGAGGAGGCUCGGACCAUGGACAGUGUGACAGGAAGAUGUUGCGUGUUGCAUGUGAGGGACUACUGUAGCAGUCGUCCAACAGAAGUACCAGAAUCUGAUGUAUAUAUCUGUGAGUCAAAAUAUCAUGAAACAGAAAAGACUGUGAGAAGGCUCUCAAAGGGGUUAAAGAAACACUCGCUAUCACCAAGGGUUACGGAUGAUGAGAUUCUGUUCUUCAGGAAACAGAUCAUCCCUACAAAGGUGGAAAUAGCUCACCCAUUCAAUGUUAUUAAUAAACAGGAGCCAUCUCCACUUCUAGUCAAAGCGUCAGAGGAGAACCUGGCUUACGACGGUGAUGAGUCACGUGAUACAUUUACGACCGAUACUCAGCCAGAAAUAUUGAAUGAAUCUCUAGACGAGUAUGGCAUGCCUAUUCCGGCUGUAAUAAAAACACCGCAUACAACGAAGAAGGUUGAGGGAUCCACGGGGGGAGAAGGCAGCAAGAAAAAGGUUGAGGGAUCCACGGGGGGAGAAGGCAGCAAGAAAAAGGGUAAAGGUAUGAAUUGGCGAGACAAAAACAAAGAUAAACGGACACAAAUUAGUGGCUACAUUGUGUUUUCUGGAGAAUUUCGUAAAAUUGUACAACAAGAAAACCCAGAAUGCAAUUUCGGUGAAAUCAGUCGUCUUGUUGGUGGGAAGUGGAGGAACUUGGAGAAAGAGGAGAAGGAGAAAUACGAGGAUAAGGCUCGUAGGAUUGCCGAGGAGCAGCAGGCCAAACAGGCCGACGCUGAGAGGGCUUUCAACAUGACACUGCAGCAGCAACAGCCACAACAACAACAACAUGCCACCCCAGCGGAGAGUCCCAGACCCAGCACUCCUGCGCAGCAAGGAUACCCAGGAUAUUAUUCGGGCUAUAAUGUUCCACCUCAGGGGUAUUCACCCUCCCCAGGGCCAUAUGGUGGACCCUAUGCCCCAUCCCCUGGGGGCCAGUUUGCUCCUUUGCACCCCCAGCACCCAGGUAUGAUGAACGGGAUGGGUGCAGCCUACAUGUCACCCCAGGGGCAGAAAGGCAGCCCAGCAAUGAUGCAGAAUGGACAGAGGCCGCCCUUUAAGGGUCAACUUUAUCAGUCUCCAGGAGGGCCAGGAAUGAGACCAAUGGGACCCAAUAUGUCCCCUUACCCUGGUAUGACAUCUAUUCCCUAUGGACAGACACCGCCAGUAGGGGCUCAGGCUCCUCACACAGGGGCUCAGCUGGGACCAUACCCCAGCAGCCCCGCCCCCCACCCCGGCAUGGUCCAGGCUGGUAUGCAUGUAAACCAACCAGCACAUGUACUCUCCCAGCAACCAGGUCAACAACAACAGCAGCCCCAACAACAACCCCAACAGCAACAGCAACAACAACAGAUGGCCCCACCCCCUCCUCCACCUCGUCCAGCUUCACCAAUGUUUGUUACUGUACCACCUAGAACACAGAGAUUAUUACACUCGGAGGCUUAUCUCAAAUAUAUAGAGGGGUUGAAUUCAGAGAAUAGGACCAUCACAGAGUGGGAGAAAACGUUCACAGCAACACCUGAAAACACAACCGUACCUGACGAAUCACGUCUACCAACUCAUUGGCUGGGACAAGGAGCUGGGUACCAUGGUAGUGUCACUGAUGCAUUGUGGGCAAUGCGUGAUCUCAUGUUGAAAGAUGCUCUCAGUAUACAGAGAACAUUACCUUUUGAGGCAUUAUAAGUACUAGUAACGGCACAAGAUGUCUCAUUAGGUGACGGAGAAAAGAUCUGUUUCAGCCAUGGUGCUCAACAUUUGAAUAUAUCAUAAAACUCCUGUCAACAUUGGAUAUAGUGUUCAGUUCAUCAAUAAGUAUCCAAAAUUCCUUGCAGGAAGUUCUGUGCAAAACAUAGAAAGUACUGUUCAAAUCACAGGAAGUACUGUGCAGUUCACAGAAAGUACUGUGCUAUUUUGAAAAAUCUUCGUAGGAAUUUCCCAUGAUAUGUACAUUGAUUCAUGUAAAGACAGUCAGUUUUUACUAGCAUCAUUAGUCAUGUAUUUGUUCUCUCAUUUGUACUGAAAUAUAAUGAGAAAAAUUAACAUUAGGGACAUGUCUUAGGAGAAAAAGUGAAGUUCAUGCGGUAGUUCAUUGCAUUUUAAUUUAUGCAUGAUAGAAACAAAUGUUUGUAUAUAAUAGAUAGGAGAAAGUCUAAGUUUUACAUUUUUUACACAUGAAAAGGCAUGAACAGACUGUAGAAUCAAGUGGACUUCCUUGAUCAUACUAAUCCACAAAAUGUUUUUUGCCAUCAUUUAUCUUCAUGAAUUGAAAAUCACAAAUUUAUUCUCACACAAAAUAGUGGUUUUGGUAAAACCCCACAAGGUAAAAUGGUUUACAGCUUAUGUUGGUUGUUGUUGUUUUUCUCCUUUAUUGUGGUGUUUGUGUAUUAUUGGUGAAAGUAUUUUCCGGAGGUUACCGGAGUAGGGCCAAUAAAUAAGAUAAUGUUACACAAUGAUUAUAUUGUAGGAAUAUAUAACUGUAUUGUUGUGUUUAUCAGAGUCUAAAGUGUAGAAACUUUGAUGUUGUGAUGUCAUUUGUUGUACAUUAGGAGACUGGUUACUUUUGUUUCCCAUAUAUUUGUUGUAGGGGACAUAAAUUGUGGAGAUGGCUUGGAAACAGUCUAUUAUAUGGACUUUUUGCCAAUGUUACUUUUUGCACAAACUAUGUGUUAAGGUCAGUUCAAUGUAAAUGUCAGUAUUUUGGUUGAAGCAUUAAAAAAUGGAAGGAAUUUUUGGAAGAUCUUUUUAAAUGUAGCAGACUUACCAGGGUAAGCUUUGAAAUCCUGGUCUAUGAUUUCACUCAUUCAAACAUCUGUCUGAAAAAAAUUGUGUGAAUUAAUGAAUUUUGACACAUAAAGUACAUCUUUGAAUAUAGGAAAAUAACAUACUUAGAAGGAGAAGGUUCAUAGACUAAAUAGAUUCAACAUUGUGACAUACACUGGUAUAUUGUUUAUUGCACAUUAGAUACACACUGUGUUUUAGUUGUUUGCAAUCAGUUAUAUUUGGUAUGUUUAAGAUUACUGAUGACACAAAGGAGAUAUUCACUGUAUAUAUUUGGCGAUGCUGACUAGUGCUUGACAUUGUAUAUAGGAUUCAGAUAGUCCUGGGUUCCCAAAUGAAAGUAUUGUCAUAAUGCUGUAUCUCUCAUUGAUCUUACAGCAGAUUUUAUAUUUGUACAGCACUUCAUUUACAGAAAAUUUAUAGAAGUUUCCUUAAAUAGGCACAGGUUUGUUUUGUGUGGUGGUUGAAUAUAUACAAAUAGGAUGUUUUGUUUUUUAUCCACCAGCUUUCUUUACAAGUAUGGUCUGCCUGCUUAGCUCAGUAGGGAGAGUGCAUAUGUAUGGAGUUGUGGAGUCACGUGUUCGAUCCCUGGGUGAGGUGUUUGUUCUCGGUGAUAAUUUGAUAAAAAACGUUCUGUUUGAAAACAUUUUCCACUCUCAUUUAUGUAAAGAAGUUUGCAGUUACUUGCGGGGAACCGGCCUCUUUUGGUACAGAAUACAGGAAAACUGGUUUGGUUAUAUGUUCGCAGGUACAUAACUAAUACUUUUGAAAAAUUUUGACAAACCCAAAACAGAUAAGCAAGGAUUUUCUGGCUAUGAAACGUGGCUCAAAAGGAAGUGCAUAUCUUUCUGUAUUUACAAAAAAAAACCCACAUCAAAAUCAAUAACAACACUAAAAUGCAUUGGCAGAAAUAUAUUAUUAAUUAGAAAUGGAAUGUAUAAUACAUUUCAGACUUAAUGCAUGUCAAAUGUUUGUUAACAAUGUUGCUGAUAUGAUAUAUUUAAGCUUACUUUCAAGGUCGUGCAAUAAGUCGAUGAUAAUUGUAAAAAAAUCAUUUGUUCAAAAAUAUAUAUAUAUAAAUUGCCAUUUAAAAGUUGUUUUAGAAAAAUUUAUGUGAAAAUUGUGCAUCAGUGUAAGCCAUUUAUUGUAGUGUAAUUUAGCUUGUCUGCAUAGUGUGACUGUUUAAAAACAUGCACAAUUAUAAAUCUUAGUGGAUAAACUUUGUAGAUAUUGGUGUAAAAGGGUCAGUGUGGCUGUUUCUGCUUAUCUAUAAAAGGAGGUAGUGUUUUUUUAAACUGUAUAUGGGAAGUCAGUGAAGGUAUGAUUUAAGAAUUCAAAAAGCUUUUCUUCUGUUCAAAGUUUCAGAAAUUUUAAGGGAAAAAUGUGAACCCAAAGCUUUGUGCAAUUGGAAGUAACAUUCAAGUAAAUAAUUUGUUUUCAAAAGCAGACACUUGGUACGGUUAAGCUCAACAAUUUAUGGACUUUCUAUGACUACCAUACUGCUGUCAUAUUUUGAUCCCACUACUGAUACACAUGUAGUUGAUUGAACUGGAAUUUACAGAAAUUACCAAGAAGUUCUUAAUAGACAGUUAUAAGGUGUUGGUAGGGUGGUGUUUUUGGUUUUCAGAUCCUGAUAAAUCAGUUUCGUCAUUAAAACCCAACACGAGGAAAUUCUUUGAGAUUAUGGAAGCCUAAAAGAAAUAGGUUCGAUUAAGUAUAUUCUGUAUUAUAUGCACUGCUUAAAUACACAUGUUGGGGGUGUACAGACAUAAAUCAUACAUUAUUUCAUCAUAUUCGGUAAGACAUACCAUUGUGGAGACAUGGAUAUUCAUUUUUACAUUAGACAUUUUUUUUUAGCUCAGGGAAGUUGUAAUACAUGUAACAUUUGAAGUCAGUAACAACAUUAUUAUUUAACACUACUUUCAUAAAUACACAUUUCAUAAAUACACAUUUGUCAAUGUGAGUUGUCCCACUUCAAAGGACCCUGUUGGUAAAUUUACUGGUUUUUUUGUUCACUCGUUAAUAAAACAAAGUCAGAGUAAGAUUUUGCCUCAGUUAUGAAUUUAAGGUUAAUCAGUGAGCAAGAAUCUUGAAAAAGAUACAAAAACACAACAUUGAUAUAUUAAAUUCAGUCAUUUCUUACAUAAUGCCAUUUUAUAAGAUGGAUCCUUUUUAAUGUGUCAGCUCAUCCAAUUUUUGCAUUGGUUGAACAUAUAAUAAUACUUUUAUGAGAUCUGCAUUGUCAUCCUUGUGAGUGUAAUUCUGUCACUGCCAUUAGCUAGCUUGAAAUACAUGAUACUCAUUUGUGUAUAGAUAGACAGGUAGUUCUUGUCAAUGUUUUGUACAUGUUUAUUUAUGAUUUGUUGUCUGUUUGACAAGUCUGGAUAUGGAAAUAAAAGUAUGCUUCAAGUUCAA
Molecule: messenger RNA, 9134 nt
Organism: Mercenaria mercenaria
Lineage: Eukaryota; Metazoa; Mollusca; Bivalvia; Venerida; Veneridae
Product: protein polybromo-1-like
Exons: 46
Coding region: 111-5624 (1837 amino acids)
Biological process (GO): chromatin remodeling
Cellular component (GO): RSC-type complex
Molecular function (GO): protein binding; chromatin binding
Source: RefSeq, a predicted model, not a curated record